This is a messenger RNA of Arabidopsis arenosa, 1106 nucleotides long. The record is from the annotation of a GenBank genome assembly. NCBI's taxonomy places the organism in Eukaryota, Viridiplantae, Streptophyta, Magnoliopsida, Brassicales, Brassicaceae.
CAAACCCAUUUCCAAAAUCCCACAAAGCUUUUCAAAUGGCGAUUGCUUUCAAAUCCGGCGUCUUCUUCCUCCAAUCCCCAAAAUCCCAAAUUGGAUUCCGUCAUUCUUCUUCUCCUGAUUCUUCGCUUUCUUUCAAGAGAUUCACUCCCAUGGCUUCUCUCUCCACCUCUUCUCCUACUCUCGGUCUCGCUGAUACUUUCACCCAGCUCAAAAAACAAGGCAAAGUAGCAUUCAUACCGUAUAUCACAGCUGGUGAUCCAGAUCUCUCUACUACUGCUGAAGCAUUGAAAGUUCUUGAUGCUUGUGGCUCUGACAUAAUCGAAUUGGGUGUUCCUUACUCUGAUCCAUUAGCUGAUGGACCUGUUAUUCAGGCUGCAGCGACAAGGUCGUUGGAGAGGGUAACCAACCUCGAUAGCAUCCUUGAGAUGUUGGAUAAGGUUGUUCCACAAAUAUCUUGUCCGAUUUCGUUGUUCACGUAUUACAACCCGAUUCUUAAACGUGGAUUGGGGAAGUUCAUGUCCAGCAUCAGAGCUGUCGGUGUACAGGGACUUGUUGUUCCCGAUGUUCCUCUUGAGGAAACUGAGAUGCUCAGGAAAGAAGCCCUCAACAACGACAUUGAACUGGUCCUACUAACUACACCAACCACACCAACAGAGCGAAUGAAGCGAAUUGUUGACGUGUCAGAAGGAUUUAUUUACCUAGUGAGCUCAAUUGGAGUGACUGGUGCACGAGCAUCUGUAAGCGGAAAGGUUCAGUCGCUGUUGAAGGAUAUCAAAGAGGCGACAGACAAGCCAGUGGCAGUCGGUUUUGGAAUAUCAAAGCCGGAGCAUGUGAAACAGAUAGCUGGAUGGGGAGCUGAUGGAGUGAUCGUAGGCAGUGCAAUGGUGAAGCUAUUGGGGGAUGCAAAGUCGCCAACGGAAGGACUGAAGGAGCUUGAGAAACUCACCAAGUCUCUCAAAUCUGCUCUUCUUUGAAACACAAACAUUUGCAGACAACAUCGUAGAUUGUGCUUUUUUUUUUGUUGCUGAUUAUAAUCAAUGUGUGACAAUGAUGUAUCAAUCUUUUGUUACAUUUCAAGUAUGAUUCAAUAAGUUACGGUGACUCAA